CGACUCCAUAAAUUUCGCUGCAACGAAAUCAAAAAGCACAUUCAUAGACACUAGCCAAAGAAAACAGAUCCGAAAUUGGAGAAGUCUUUUCAAGAAGCGAAGAAUUUCAAACCAGUUAUAGUGAUGUAUCUUCUGUGGCUAAUUUCUAUGAUUGGCGCUGUCGCGUGUCAAGAUUAUGCCUACUUGUCUGAUCAAAAAGCUCCAGGCCCAGCAAACUGGUCCCAAGUCUUCCCACAAUGCGCCGGGCAACUUCAGUCACCUGUCAACAUUGAAACAAAGAAAGUGAAGAAGAAAAGCUAUCCUGAUCUCGAAAUCAGUUUUGACAACCCAUGUGGCCGAGUAACUGGAAAGCUGCUUAAUGGCGGCCAUUCUCCUGUUUUCAACAUCGACAGCUCAAAGGGGGGCGCUAAACUUAGUGGCGGUCCUUUAGAGUGUGACGAGUACGCUCUUCAACAAUUCCAUUUUCAUUUUGGAUGCGAAAACAAUCGCGGAUCAGAGCACCUGAUUGACAACCAGACUUUCCCAGCUCAGUUUGAUGGAUUCCAACCAACCACGAGUUUUAUGCAAGUAACCGUGACUGGUUUCAACUGUUCAAUCAACUUUUGUCUUUUACGAGCCAAACCCAAGAGUUCCUCUACAUUUUCAUGUCGGCCAAAGACACAAAAGUCAACCAUUUGCUUUUUGGUUUGUAGUCCAAGCCGUCAAAAAAAAAACUGUAGAGAAGGAAAUUGUUGUACUAUUUCUGUUCGACAAAGGUCAAAGCGAAAAUAUUUUUUCUUCUUUCCUCAGCUCAACAAGUUCAGGAAACUGAAGGCUCAGCACGGUGGUGCCCCUGGUUUGAUGUGUGACAACAUUCGACCGGUACAACCGCUGUACAAACGCAAGGUGUAUUCUGUCGUCUCAAGCAGGGACUAAACACCCACAGCAGCUCAGUAACACUUGUAGUGGCCCUGAUUGUUCGAAGGGUAGAUAAUGCUAUCUAAUGGAUAAAUCUCUAUCAGUGGAUAGCAAAUUAAAAUUACGUUUUGUUAACCUCUACCCGCUGGAGAGCAUUAUUUAGUUCCUUCGAACAACCGACGGCAGGUCUUGCUUCGAAAAGGAGAUUAUUGAAUAACAAUAGUUUAUUAUCUUAGAAAAAUGUGUAAAUAUUGUUGUAACUGAUUUUAAAAUAUUUCUUUUUUUUUUUAUCUGAAACUAAAUUUUUAUUAUAGAACGAUUUUAUCAAUAUUUAAGAACUUUUUUUUCACCGUUAGCAUUAGCAAAUCAUACAAGCUUGAUUAAAACUAUUUAUAUUUAGCACUGCGCUACUUUUGUAUGAAAUUCGAAUUCAGCUGUUAGAUAUCUUUUGCAAAGGAUUCUGUUAAAUAAAAACAGUUUGACAUUCUUAA
Pocillopora damicornis (cauliflower coral) is the source of this 1388-nucleotide messenger RNA. RefSeq names its product carbonic anhydrase 2. The record is from RefSeq and is a predicted model, not a curated record. Gene Ontology annotation, molecular function: zinc ion binding; carbonate dehydratase activity. Lineage: Eukaryota; Metazoa; Cnidaria; Anthozoa; Scleractinia; Pocilloporidae.